Molecule: messenger RNA, 3315 nt
Organism: Galdieria sulphuraria
Lineage: Eukaryota; Rhodophyta; Bangiophyceae; Galdieriales; Galdieriaceae
Product: RNA-binding protein
Exons: 1
Coding region: 6-3209 (1067 amino acids)
Biological process (GO): ribosome-associated ubiquitin-dependent protein catabolic process; rescue of stalled cytosolic ribosome
Cellular component (GO): RQC complex
Molecular function (GO): ribosomal large subunit binding; tRNA binding
Source: RefSeq, a predicted model, not a curated record
UCUUUAUGCCCCGAAACCGAUUUUCCUUGUUGGACUUACAAGCGGAAGUCAAGUAUCUUCGGAGGCGUUUCAUAGGUGCCCGCGUGGUAAAUAUUUAUGACGUAACACCGACGACAUACUUGCUGAAAAUUUCAGUUCCCUCAAGAAACCAAAUUUCCGUUGAGGAGACCAUAUCUGUUGUAGAAGAGUCUUCCAACAGUAACUGGGAAAAAACCUUUGUUUUAAUAGAGUCCGGUAUAAGAAUCCACGAAACUCGUUUCUAUAGAGAUAAGGCAAAUAUUCCUUCUGGUUUUUCUGUCAAGUUGCGGAAACAUAUCCGUUCGAGGAAAAUACAAGAGAUACGAACGUUGGGUGCCGACCGUGUGGUGGAACUAGUCUUCAGUUCAAGAGUAUUCGAAGGCUCAACAAUAGAGAGACCCUGCAGACUUAUAGUGGAAUUUUACUCUUCUGGAAAUAUUGUUCUGACAGACGAGGAAUAUACCAUUCUUUCUGCGUUGAGAAGUUACAAAGGGCCGUUUGGUGUAACCAAGGAGCCUGUUCAUAUUUUUACAAGAAACAAGUAUCCGGUUCAUCUUCUUCGUUCCAAUAUAUCAUUGUCAAAGAACUCAGUUUUGGCUUUGUUGAAGAACGGGUCCCAAACAGAUAUUGUUCGAAACUUUUUAUCCACUAGAUUGUAUUGUGGCCCACAAGUAAUUGAACACGCCCUAGUAGCUUCAGGUUUCGAGCCCAAGACCAAGAUAAAGGAACUUUUUCUGAAUGCGGAAGACAACGAAGAAGGUGUAUCUCAUAAGACUUUGUCUUUUCUCCAGAGUCUAGAAAGCUUUGAGUCCAGUUUAUGUGAUAAUGAUAGUACUUGUGAGAGCUUGUCUUUGGAACGUGGAUACUUAUUUUACAGGAAGGAUGCUCAUACUACAGAUGUGUCUAUGUCAAACUCCGAACGUUUGUUAUACGAAGACUUUAGUCCCUUUUUGUUAUGCCACUUAAGCAACACAUCCCACAUUGAGUUUCCAACAUUUAAUGAAGCUGUUGAUAUUUAUUUUGCCAAUUUAGAAAAGGAGAGAGCUCAGAUAGUAGCCUCCAAACAGGAAUCAGUAGUUAGCAAGAAGGUAGAUUCACUUAGAAAGGACUUGGAACGUCGCAUCGAUGAACUUGAAAGGGCGAAAGAAGAAAAUUUUAAGAUUGCCGAGGCAAUUGAGUUGAAUGCGGAUGAAGUUGACAAAGCAAUAUGGGUUGUUCGAGCAAUGAUAGCAAAUGGGGUUGCUUGGGAUGAGCUUGAUAAGAUGUUGGAAGAAGAAAAGGAGAAAGGCAAUCCUGUUGCAGAAACAAUUCACUCGUUGCAUUUAGAUCGAAAUGAAAUCACACUUAUGCUGCCUAUCGAUCCUAUAUUAGAAGAUGAGUUUGUGAACGAAAAUUUUCAGUAUCAGUCUGAAGAUAUUACUUACUAUGACGAUACUGAUGAAACAGAAGAACAUUUUCAAACGGAAAGAAUGGUUGCAGAGCUGAAUGCAUCAAAGCCAGUUGUACUUGCAGAUGUGGACCUCUCCUUGAGUGCAUUUGCUAAUGCUGCCCGUUAUUUUGAAAGUAGAAAACGUGCGCAAGAAAAGAAAGAGAAGACUAUGGAAGCCACGAAGAGAGCACUAAAUGUUGCCGAAAAGAAAGCAUCUAAACAAAUGGAACGUUCGCAGCAAAGAUCUUUGAAGCCCGCAGUUGCCAUAAGAGAAAUCAGAAAACCUGCUUGGUUCGAAAAGUUUGACUGGUUCAUUAGUUCUGAGAAUUUUCUUGUCAUAGCCGGAAAGGAUGCACAACAGAAUGAACAGGUUGUUAAGCGUUACAUGAAAACCUUUGACGUUUAUGUCCAUGCUGACAUUCACGGUGCUUCGAGUGUGGUUGUAAAGAAUCGCUUUAGAGACAAGCCCGUACCUCUUCAGACGUUAAUAGAAGCUGGCGCAUUUGCUAUGUGCCAUUCUUCAGCAUGGAGCAGUAAGAUUGUUUCAUCGGCGUGGUGGGUCCAUGCCAGCCAAGUCUCAAAGACAGCCCCCAGUGGAGAAUACCUCACAACGGGCUCAUUUAUGAUAAGAGGAAAGAAAAACUAUCUUCCUCCUUCACAAUUGGUAAUGGGUUAUGGAAUAUUGUUUAAAAUGGAUCCAUCUUGCACAAGAGACCAUGAAAACGAACGACAGAGACGACCUUUGAACGAAGCUGUAGAAGGUCAUUUAAAAACAAAUGAAGACUGUGCAGAGAACGAACCUGAUUUUGACAACUUGGAAACGUUUCCUACAAGUGCAACGGGAAAUGCAGAUCAGUUUUACCAUGAAAACAAUUUGCAAGAAGCAGACGUUGCACAUCUUUUUGACAAAUAUCAUGAGUCGCUUCCAGAUAAUCUGAAAACAUUACAGUUGGAUUCGACAGGAAUGCUGGCGACAAAAGAAGAUGAGCUUGACCAGUUUAGGAGUGAAGAAAAUUUGGAAUUGAUCAAAUAUUCGAGGACGAAGAAGGCAAGAGAUCAUUCGACGCAAGUUGGCCACACAAAGCAAGCUCAACCAGAGACUUUUAAGGAAAAGAAGACUAGUCCCGUUGAUCUUAUAGAGAAUGUAGAUGUAAGCAAGUUGCCUCGAGGAAAGCGAAGUAAAAUGAAAAGAGCGAAGAAGAAGUAUGCUGAACAAACUUUAGAAGAGAGAAAUCUGGCAAUGGCUUUGUUGGGUUCGUCAAAGUCAGAACAAGUAACAUCGUCGACGAACGAAGAGCAUGGAAGAGAGGAAAUAUCAGUUGAUAUUAACAAAGGCUUGAAAGGGAAGGGAAAUCAUAUGGAGGAAGUCAGUAAUUAUACAGAGGACUCGAAAAAUGCCGACGAGGAAGAGAACAACAGUACUGAAAACUUUACGGAUGAAACAAGCGUAGUUAAUUUGUUCACUGGACAGCCAUUAGAGUCAGAUAUCAUUGAAUUUGCUCUUCCUGUUUGUGCUCCUUUCUUAGCAGUAUCCCGUUAUAAAUAUCGUGUCAAGUUAAUUCCAGGUUCCAUGAAGAAGGGAAAGGCUGCCAAGGUUGCAAAUUCGUUAAUGUUAAAGAUGGCAGAGAAUAAUGGAAAUUUUCGAGAUCGAGAUCUAAUACGAGCUAUACCCGAUCAAGACAGUAUUCAAACAAUGUUGAGUAAUGUGAGAAUUCUUUCUCCGGGAUUACAAGAAGUUAUAUCGAAGAAGAAAGGCAAAUAAGUGCAUAUUUGAGAAUAUUGUGUGAAUAUAUCUAUAAUGCAAAAAAUAAGUUUCGAUAUAUUUCCUUUUGUGUGAUGUAUUGUAAGUCAUCGUCACAAAAUAUAUU